Messenger RNA from Pimephales promelas (fathead minnow), 2583 nucleotides. NCBI's taxonomy places the organism in Eukaryota, Metazoa, Chordata, Actinopteri, Cypriniformes, Leuciscidae. The record is from RefSeq and is a predicted model, not a curated record.
UCAUUUUGUUACGAACAUGUAAUGGCGUCGAGUUCAGGGAACCUGCGAAGACAAAGUAAAGAUCCCCCAGACAAGGAAGCCAUUAACAUGACUGGUGUGAGUGAUUUGAGGAUUGUUCUUCUGGGGAAGAAUGUAGCAGAAAACAGCAGAGUGGGAAACUUCAUCUUAGGAAGAGCAGUGUUUGACAGUGAAACUCCUGCUGAUGUAAAGCUACACACAGAGAAACACAGAGGAAAACUGAAGGAUAGAGACGUCAGAGUCAUCAACGCUCCUCAACUGCUGCAACCACAUCGGUCAGUCUCUCAGAUCACACAGGGAGUGAAAGAGUGUGUGGAUCUGUCUGCUCCUGGACCUCAUGUCAUCAUUCUUGUCCUGCAGCAGAACGACUUCAGUAAGAAUGACAGAAACAGAGUGAAAUAUGUGCUGAAUGUAUUCAGUUAUGAGGCUCUUAAACACACUAUAGUGUUGAGUAAUGAUGAAGAUAUACACAAUGACAUAAUUCAUCAAUUCAUAAAAGAGUGCAGAGGUGGACAUCUUCAGUUCGAUGAAAGACAAUCAGGAUUGCACUCUGAGAUACUUGAAAGAGUAGAGAAGAUUCUCAAAGAAAACCAGGUCCAAUUUCUUAUCUGUGACUUGUAUGAGGAAGCAGGAGAAGCAUCAGAGGAUGAAGAGCAGAGAUCUGGAGUUUCAGUCACAGCGGAAGAAGAGGGAGAUCUUGAUCUUGAAGAUGAUGGAAAAAUCAAACAGAGCAACAAAGAGAAAAAGGAAGUUGCUUUCCAAAGAAAUAACUUGUUGGCAGAGAGUGCCUGCGCUUUGCCGAAGCUGAAUGUGGUUCUGUGUGGGAGUGACGGAACAUUAAAAGCCUCCAUAUCAAACCUCUUCCUGGACCAGAGAGACAGAAGACCCGAGCUCAGCUCAGAGUGUGUGAAGCUGGAAGGAGAAGCUCAUGGACGUCUGAUCACUCUGGUGGAGCUUCCAUCUCUGACUCGACUCUCACAGAAGGAUGUAAUGCAUCAGGCUCUUCGCUGUGUGUCUCUCUGUGAUCCUGGAGUUCAUGUUUUCCUCCUCAUUAUUCCUGACGGUCCACUUACUGAUGAAGACAAAACAGAAACAGAGGAGAUCCAGAAAAUAUUCAGCUCAAAGAUCAACAACCACACCACGGUCCUCAUAAUCCAGAAGUCAGAGCAUGAGACAGAAGAACUGAAUGAUGCAAUGAAGUCUGUCAUUGAGUGUUUUGGGGGAAGACAUCAUUUCCUUGGUCCAAACCCACAAGUGUCCGUGUUGGUAACUAAACUGGAGCAGAUGAUGGAAGAAAAUAGUGGAAUUUGUUUUUCCACAGAAACAUUUUUGGAUGCACAAAUAGAGAAAUUUGAAGAAAUGAGGAAGAAAAUAAUCUCAUUAGAGACACAGAUUCAACAGCAAGAUUCAAGAGAGGUUUCGGAUGAUGUGAGGAUUGUCCUGCUGGGAAAAACUGGAGUUGGGAAGAGUGCAACAGGAAACACCAUCUUAGGGAGAGAAGUAUUUAAAGAAGAUUUGUCUCAAGAGUCCAUUACUAAAGAGUGUCAGAGAGAGACGGCUGUAAUUGAUGGAAGACUCAUUACUGUGAUUGACACUCCAGGACUGUUUGAUACUAAACACAGUCAUGAAGAGAUCCAGACAGAAAUCAGCAACUGCAUCUCCAUGAUUCUGCCUGGACCACAUGUGUUUCUGUUACUGAUACCACUGGGAAGAUUCACUCAGGAGGAGGAAAACGCUAUCAAGAUCAUUCAAGAGACUUUUGGUGAAAACUCACUAAUGUACACUAUUGUGCUCUUCACCAGAGGAGAUGAUAUAAAGAAGAAGACCAUUGAAGAUUAUCUGGGAAAAACAGGAUCUGCUUUGAUGAACCUAAUCGGACAGUGUGGAAACAGAUAUCAUGUGUUCAAUAAUAAUGAGACUGGAGACCGUGUGCAGGUGUCUACAUUACUGCAGAAAAUCAAUGACAUGGUGACAGCAAAUGGAGGAAGUUAUUACACAUGUAAGAUGUUCAAGCAGAUGGAAAAAGAAAAACGAGAAGCACAGAUGAAGAUGCUAAUGGACAAAGUGGAACAACUGAACAGAGAGAGAGAAGAACUGCUGGUCAAACAUGAAGAAGAGAAUAAGAAAUUGAAGAUGAAUUUGAAGAAAGAUGGAAAGAAUCAUGGUGCAGAGAAGAAGAGAAGCGACAAAGAAGAAUUAAAAAAGAUUGAAGAACAAUACAAAACAAAACAAGAGAAACUGGAGUGCAUGGAGAGCUUACCAGGUUGUGGACGGCACCUCUCUCUGCCAGAAACUGCACCUGUGUCUGGCGGCCGCUGCCUUUUGGGGGGAUCCGGGCAGAGCUUACAAACCCUGUGGGCAAGCCAUCUCCUCUUGCGUGCCAUGGCGCUGCUACAGGUCUGUCAGGCCAGGGGAUCCAUGGACAUGGACGAGGGUAGCCCAGUUUGUGUGCUCAUAGGUGAGCACCACAGUGCUUCCGACUUCGCCCUCCAGGGCACAAGUGUCGUGGCAUGUGUGAUCAGUCUGGUGGUGUCCACCUUAGUGGUCCAGGAGUACCAUCGCUGA